Molecule: messenger RNA, 546 nt
Organism: Protopolystoma xenopodis
Lineage: Eukaryota; Metazoa; Platyhelminthes; Monogenea; Polystomatidea; Polystomatidae
Source: the annotation of a GenBank genome assembly
AAAGGUAUAUUUCGCAAAAUGUCUGAAAGGCACUGUUUAACUAUUGGUACAGAUAACGAUAACACUUCCAUACUGAUGAUAAAGGCUAACGAGAAAGCCUAUGGGGCCAGAUUUGGGUUACACAUAAGCUUAAGCUUUGGUAAACAGGAGUGCUCAGAAAAGAGAGCUUCUGAGGGUACAAAUCAUUGGACGCGAGAUACAGGGGCAGCGACAAGGUCGGUGUUUAACAAGCCCUGCCCACUCCUUGAAGUAUCCAUCACACAGAACAACCUGUCUCAAAGACUGUUCUGUUCGACAAGCCGACUGGUUGGUUGGAUAGGUGGAAAUUUGGCAGGUUGGCAAAUGGGUUGGUUUGCCGGUUGGGUGGGUCGUAGGCUCAUUUGUCGAAUGCUGUUUGUCUGGAUUUUUGGUUGGCUGUUUGGCGGGUGGGCAAGCUGGAAAAAUGGGUUAUCGGUUAGUUGGAUGAUUGAUAGUCUGGCUUGUUGGCUGGUUGCCUGGAUGCAUAAAUGGCUGAAUAUUUCGCUAGCAAUUGGGUUGGAGUGCUGA